AUGAGGCCUGUACUGUUGCAAGGCCAUGAGCGGUCGAUUAAUCAGAUCAAGUACAACAAAGAAGGCGAUCUACUGUUCUCGGUAGCAAAAGACAAGGUCAUCUGUGCCUGGUAUACCAGCAAUGGAGAAAGAUUAGGAACAUACAACGGCCACCAGGGUGCAAUUUGGACCGUCGAUGUGUCUCCCGACUCGACUCUUCUCGCCUCUGGAGCGGCCGACAACACGAUAAAGCUGUGGAACGUGAAGACGGGAGAAUGUGUCAAGACCUGGGAGUUUCCGACUGCCGUCAAACGUGUCGAGUUUAGCGAGGACGGGAAACAGCUGCUUGCUGUGACCGAAAAGCGCAUGGGCUAUCUCGGAACAAUUGUUGUCUACGACAUCCGAUACGGAGAAGACCUUACAGACCAGACCGAUGAGCACAGUUUGAAAAUCACCUGCGAAGACAGCAAGGCCACCGUCGCCGGAUGGAGUUAUCUGGACAAAUACAUCAUUUCUGCCCAUGAGGAUGGGACAGUGGCACAGUGGGAUGCAAAGACCGGCGAGAACUUGCAGGUUGUGGAGGCGCACGAAUAUGAUACGACUAUCAACGAUUUGCAAUUUUCGCCCGACAGAACCUACUUCAUCACCGCUGGUAAAGACAAGACUGCGAAGCUCAUAGCUUCGCGCGACCUAAGCAUUCUCAAGACGUAUGUCGCCGACACGCCGCUCAACACUGCGGCCAUCACGCCCAAGAAAGAUUUUGUUAUUCUAGGUGGAGGCCAAGCUGCCAUGGACGUUACCACGACAUCAGCCCGACAAGGCAAAUUCGAAGCACGAUUCUACCACAAGAUCUUUGAGGACGAAAUUGGCCGUAUCAAGGGUCACUUCGGGCCACUGAACACCAUCGCAGUACACCCACUCGGGACAGGGUAUGGUAGUGGAGGUGAAGACGGCUACGUGAGGCUGCACGCCUUCGACAAACCCUACUUCGACUUCAUGUAUGAGGUUGAGAGAGAACAAGCACGAAAAUGA
This is a messenger RNA of Capronia coronata CBS 617.96, 1011 nucleotides long. Its product is annotated as eukaryotic translation initiation factor 3 subunit I. Gene Ontology annotation, molecular function: translation initiation factor activity; RNA binding; protein binding. The coding region runs from base 1 to 1011 and encodes 336 amino acids. The transcript has 4 exons. Lineage: Eukaryota; Fungi; Ascomycota; Eurotiomycetes; Chaetothyriales; Herpotrichiellaceae. Gene Ontology annotation, biological process: cytoplasmic translational initiation. The record is from RefSeq and is a predicted model, not a curated record. Gene Ontology annotation, cellular component: cytoplasm; eukaryotic translation initiation factor 3 complex, eIF3m.